GAACAACCACGGAACUAAUUUAGUUCAUACCUUUCCCUCGUUCGGCUGUUGCGUGGCAGCCAUCAGGGGAAAAAACAAAAAAAAACGCCAAAGGUUGAAGGUUGAAACAUCGUCAAGUGUUAAGGCCUCUAGCAAAGAGUCAACUGACCCCAAUUUAUUUCUCUCCGCACUUCACUUCGCCAGCUUCCCGUCCAUAGAAUGUUGUUGCGACGUUAAUUACCUCUUUUCUUUGCCAACCGUAUUGUCUCUCUCCGCGUCAAUAUUCGCCUAUGCUAAAUCUUCAAUCGCGUUCGAUUUCCCUCGAUUUUGGACCGACCAUUAGCAAUGGCGGGCUCCAGUGGUCUGUGAUCGUGGGUUGGGGGUGUCUGAUCUGGUAUACAACCGUGGUCUUGGUUUGCUAUCUGGGAUACUUUCAAAUAUGGCGAUACUUUCUCCAAAGACCCCGGAAAUCCCACUCCGCGACUGCCUCCGACGCUCCCCAUGUUACUGCAAUCCGACCCGUCAAAGGUCUCGAGCCGAAUCUGUAUGAUUGUCUGGCCUCGACCUUCCGUCAGGACUACCCUGCCGACAAACUGACCGUCUAUUUUUGUGUCGCAUCUCGAAACGAUCCUGGCUACCCAACUCUGCAAAAGCUUGUGUCUGAUUUUCCACACGCCGGUGCACGCAUCUUCAUCGAGGAAGAGGAUCCUUUGCUCCAGCCAAAUGGAGAACGUAUCUACGAUCUGGGACCAAAUCCGAAGAUUCGGAACAUGAGCCGGGCUUAUAGAGAGGCCAAGGGUGAUAUUGUCUGGAUCAUAGAUUGCAAUGUUUGGGUAGGCAAAGGCGUCUGUGGGAGGAUGGUCGACCGGCUUUGCGGAUUUGGUGCUACUUCGGGCAAAAAGUACAAAUUUGUGCAUCACUUGCCGCUUGUAGUGGACGUCACUAGCGGUGCCAAUUCGACAGAGGAGCAAGAUGCACUUGUAGAGUCUUAUACCAACGGCGAUGCAGAUUCAAACAGCGAUAUGUCCUCAGCACCGAUUAUCACCAAACGCGAACAGGGCACUCUUGCGGCAGGUGGAGGCCGUUUAGAAGAAUUGUUUCUUUCGUCUUCUCAUGCAAAAAUGUACACCGCAAUCAACACAGUUCUCAUCGCACCCUGUAUCGUGGGCAAAUCCAACAUGUUCCGGCGGUCGCACCUCGACUAUCUCACAACGCCGUCCCCUACCGAUCCCAAGAAGCGCAACCCUGGUAUCGAUUACUUUUCCGACAAUAUCUGUGAGGAUCAUCUGAUUGGGGACCUACUGUGGAAGAAUCGCGUCCGCGAGGAGAAAGAGAAAGGCGAGCGGUUCGGCAAGCAUAGCAUGGUCUUCGGAGAUCUGGCGAUCCAGCCUGUGGGAAACAUGAGCGUUGGGGAUUACAUCGCACGGCGGGUUCGUUGGCUACGUGUCCGCAAGUUCACCGUUCUCCUAGCGACCUUAGUCGAGCCGGGCACGGAGUCCUUACUGUGCUCAUGUUACGGCGCCUGGGGAGUGACCACGUCCUUGGCUCAAUUCCUACAGGAAAAAGGGUUCUGCUGUGCAACUUAUAUGACCACAUGGACUGCCUUCUUCGCGUUUUUCUUCCUCAGCCUGGCCGUCUGGAUACUGACCGAUUGGACGCUGUAUAUCAAGUUGCAUUCCGCCAAAUCUGUUGAGCUCGAUGAGGACACGCCAUCUUUUGCACGGCCUCCGUCUCACUGCUUAACUAGACGAACUUUCUUUCAAUGGUUCUCGGCGUGGCUUGGACGCGAGUGCUUAGCCCUCCCUAUAUGGAUCUGGGCCUUCUACGGUGGCGUAACCGUUACCUGGCGCAGCCGUCGAUUCCGAGUCGGACUAGACAUGAAAGUUCGAGAAAUUGAUAGUGAAAAGACGCCCCAGCCUAACUCCAAACAAGCCCCAGGCAGUCAAGGGAAUUGAAAGAUAGCCAGGAUGGGAUGCCGCACGCCGAAG
Molecule: messenger RNA, 1967 nt
Organism: Aspergillus pseudotamarii
Lineage: Eukaryota; Fungi; Ascomycota; Eurotiomycetes; Eurotiales; Aspergillaceae
Product: putative ceramide glucosyltransferase
Exons: 2
Coding region: 270-1934 (554 amino acids)
Biological process (GO): glucosylceramide biosynthetic process
Cellular component (GO): membrane
Molecular function (GO): ceramide glucosyltransferase activity
Source: RefSeq, a predicted model, not a curated record